This is a messenger RNA of Thunnus maccoyii (southern bluefin tuna), 2826 nucleotides long. Its product is annotated as arylsulfatase I. Lineage: Eukaryota; Metazoa; Chordata; Actinopteri; Scombriformes; Scombridae. The coding region runs from base 30 to 1754 and encodes 574 amino acids. The record is from RefSeq and is a predicted model, not a curated record. The transcript has 3 exons.
UCUAGUAGAUAUUAGCUGCAGAGCUAGAGAUGAAGGGAGGCAUCUGCUCUGUGUUUUUCCUGGUGACUCGGGUGAUCGUGCUCAGUGGCCUCGGCUGCCUGGGUGAACUCGAGUCUACAGAUGAUAGUGUCGGCACGGGGAAGACGCAAGAGCCCAGGCCCCCACACCUUAUCUUUAUAAUGGUAGAUGACCAGGGUUACGGAGACAUUGGCUACCAUGGCUCUGAUAUCCACACUCCUGUGCUGGACCAGCUGGCAGCAGAGGGGGUCAAACUUGAAAAUUAUUAUGUCCAGCCAAUCUGCUCACCUUCUCGCAGUCAACUCAUGACAGGGCGCUACCAGAUUCACACUGGCCUCCAGCAUUCAAUCAUCCGACCACGUCAACCCCUCUGUCUGCCCCCUGACAUUCCCACUUUACCAGAGCGCCUGGUUGAAGCUGGAUACGCCACACACAUGGUGGGUAAAUGGCACUUGGGCUUCUGCAGGCCAAGCUGCUUACCCACGGGACGCGGCUUUCAGAGUUUCCUGGGCACACUGACUGGCAGUGGGGAUCAUUUCUCCUAUCAGAGCUGUGAUGGGGCUGAAGCUUGUGGAUUUGACCUGCAUGAUGGAGACAGACCUGCAUGGGAGAUGACUGGCAACUAUUCCACUCUGCUCUACAUAGAAAGAGUGAAGCAGAUCCUGAGGAGCCACGACCACCGUACACCACUCUUCCUCUAUCUGUCCCUUCAGGCUGCCCAUACACCCUUACAGGUACCUGACCAUUUUCUGCACCCCUAUGAUUCUCAGGGCAAUCGUCUCAGGCGCCACUACGCAGCCAUGCUGAGCUGCCUGGAUGACGGGGUUGGACAAGUGGUCCAGGAACUGAGGACUAGUGGGCUCUAUCAAAACUCAGUACUGAUCUAUUCAUCUGAUAACGGUGGGCAGCCACUCUCUGGGGGGAGCAACUGGCCGCUGAGAGGUGGCAAAGGGACCUACUGGGAAGGAGGCAUCCGGGCUGUGGGCUUUGUCCACAGUCCCCUCCUGAAGAGGAAGGGUGUAGUCAGCAAGGCACUGAUCCAUGUUUCUGACUGGUAUCCCACAUUACUAGGGCUUGCUGGGACCCUACAGACCCAGCGUGGCCUAGACGGUCAUGAUGUGUGGGGGACCAUCAGUGAGGGCCUACCCUGUCCUCGCACUGAAAUCCUUUUCAACAUAGACCCAGUCUCCAGGAGGCCUGGGGAGCCAUAUUACAUGGCACUGGUGCUCAACGGCUUUGGGAUCUGGGACACAGCAGUAAGAGCAGCAAUAAGGGCUGGUGACUGGAAGCUGUUGACAGGAAAUGUGGGUGAUGGGGACUGGAUACCACCACAAGCCCUUCCAGGUGGUCCAGAACGGUGGCAGCGACUCGAGAAGCGGCGUAAUAAACUGGGAAAGUCAGUUUGGCUGUUUAAUCUUUCCUCUGACCCCUAUGAGAGGUUCGACAUGGCAGAAGCACGUCCAGAGGUAGUGAAACAUCUGCUGAUCAGGCUGGCAGAGUACAACCAGACAGCUGUGAUGGCCAGAAAUCCACCAGAUGAUCCUAUGGCUUACCCUGAGCUCCAUGGUGGGGUAUGGAGCCCCUGGAUGGGCCUGGAGGGGCAAGAGCGGGAUAGUGGAAAAGAGAAUGGCAGAAAAGAAAGGAUGACAAAGACUAGGCACUGCAGAGUAUGCAAAUUAAAAGCCCUCUUUAAGAGGGUGGGGUCACGCCUGCAGAGGAACUCUCUGUUCAUCUAAAUGUCUCAUCAAGCAACUUUUAUAGGACUAAAGGAUUCAGUGUGCUUCAAAUGAAAUAGGUCAUAUGAAGGCAAAAGUGUUUAUACCUGUUCCUGUUUAUACUCCUCUCUCUUCAAAGGCAUUCAUGGUGUUGGCUUUACUCAGCACGCUUGGCCAACUGCUACAUAAAUUAGACGGUGAAAGAGCAGAGACCAACAAAGAUUCUUUACCGCAAUCAAUCAAUGGACAUUGUGGUUGUGUGGUGUGCGUCUUAACCAGUAGUUUACCAGAGCGUUCCAAUGUUGUUGAUUUCAGAAAGAUACAAAAAUGUGUUGGGGGAGGGGGUUUCAGACUAAUCCAAUGACAAACACUUCAUUUGAAGCAUACUGAUGCCUUCAUUAGGAGGAAUUGAGAGGGAAAUAGAGUUGGAGACAAAUGAACCCAAAUACAGUCCAGCAGACAAGCAGGCAGGUCAGAUAGACAAGAUAGUCUCACAAUCAAAUACUGAAGCUCGGCAGAUAAACAGGCAGCCUGAUAGACAAAGCAGACAGGGCUGUGCGGCUGGCUGAGCAAGCUGACUCACUCACUGUCCUGCGGCCAAACUGCAGCAGGGUGACUUUGGUCCGUCGUUGGACUGCGUAGGGAGCAAUGUGUGUGUCACUGUGCAUGUAUGCCUGUAUUCAUGAGUAUGUUCUGAUUAAUACAGAGAGAUAGAGUGCGUGCAUGUUGAAGUGAAGCCUGAAGAGAUUGGAAGAGAAGAGGAAAAGCACGCAGGGUGACCUCUCGAUGUCUCAUCUCCUAAUCAUCCGAAUGGACCCUUUAAGGAUGACACAGAGACACCCACAGGGGUUGUUUUUGUCAAAUGUCACCUUGUUCUUUUGUUCUUAGGGGUUAUACAGAUUCACUUCCGCUCAUAGUAUGCUCCUCUGCCUUUGAAAGACCUCUGACCACCACACAUUGUAAAAUCCCUGUUGCAAUGACUAAACAAAGGCUCAGUAGAUGAUAUUAUCAGUCUAUUGUGAACUUCUAAAUGUUUCUAAACUCAUAUACUGUGUUAUGAAAUGCUGGGAAACAGGUUGAAAUUAUCUGAAUA